AUGUUUCAGAAUCAAAUCUGUAGCAUUGCACAGCCCUAUUCUUUUUUUCCUUUUUCUUCAUAUUUUUUAUAUAUUGCAGGUUAUCCAAGUUCUCCUGGACAGUUGUUUCCUGACACUCAGCUGGAUGGAUAUCAAUCCAAAGAAGAACUAUUUUAUAUUCCCUAUAGAUCAGCUAAAUUAUACAUUACCAAGAUUGCAAAAGACAUGCACCAGAUGAAAAUCAGAUACACGAAAAUUAUCAAAGAGCUGGAGCAUGUUGGAAAAGAAAGCCAGGAGCAAGCUGUAAGGGCAGUGAAAAACCAAUACAGCAACAAAAUUAAGCACCUGAGAUCUUCUCUGGAAGCUUAUCAAGAAAUGGCAGGAAAAGAAAAGAAAAGCUGGCAAGACACAAGAAAGAGAUUGGAAGAAGAAAACAGAAAGCUAAGACAAGAAAAGGAGGAGCUCAUGAACCAGAUACGAGAGCAAGAUGUGAAUGCAGACAAAGAAAAGUCUUGGCUCCUAAAAAGCAUUAUGCAGAAGCUACACUGUCUGUAUAACCAACAUAAUUUAACUAUCAAAGAACUUCAUAAAAGUAGGCUGGACCUUGAAAAUGUGCAGAAAAUGGUAACUGAAAAUAGAGAAACAGAAAUGAAUGCAAGAGAAAUUAAAUCUGACACCAUAACACAGAAUGGACAAGGUUGCUUUGUGGUGGAUAUAGAAGAAAUACAAGAUUACUUACCAGAAAAGAAAUUUCUGUUGGAAGUUAAAACCAAUCUGGAACAGAUCAGAUCAUCACUGCAGAAACGAGAAACAGAACUCAAGGAUCUUCUACAAACUGAACAUUGGUGCAACCCUCAAAUUACAGAGACAGAAAUGAUGCAAUGA
Pseudonaja textilis is the source of this 864-nucleotide messenger RNA. RefSeq lists its product as uncharacterized. The record is from RefSeq and is a predicted model, not a curated record. NCBI's taxonomy places the organism in Eukaryota, Metazoa, Chordata, Lepidosauria, Squamata, Elapidae.